Synchytrium microbalum is the source of this 873-nucleotide messenger RNA. RefSeq lists its product as uncharacterized. Gene Ontology annotation, molecular function: protein binding; protein-lysine N-methyltransferase activity. Bases 1 to 873 code for a protein of 290 amino acids. The record is from RefSeq and is a predicted model, not a curated record. Gene Ontology annotation, biological process: peptidyl-lysine trimethylation; peptidyl-lysine monomethylation. The transcript is spliced from 4 exons. NCBI's taxonomy places the organism in Eukaryota, Fungi, Chytridiomycota, Chytridiomycetes, Synchytriales, Synchytriaceae.
AUGUUCCUUCCAGAAGACCUCAAACGCUGCCUACAACGUGAAACACAAGCCGAUAUUGAACGGCAGAUACACAAAAUGGACGCCGACAUUGAGGUAGUUACUAAUCUCGGACAUCCUUCAUCACGAGAGGAUGUGGCUUGGGCGUGGUGUGCUGUAAAUACACGGUGCUUGACUCUAUAUACUUACACGACGAAGAGGCAACCAAAACCUGGAUCUCCUACGCUUGCCAUGAUGCCAAUGCUUGAUUUGUUUAAUCACUCACCUCAGGCCGCGGUGGAAGCCGGUCUGGACGAAUCCAAUUCUUAUGUGAUCUGGACGCUCAAGCACAUCCAAGCGAAUCAACAGGUUUUCAUCAACUAUGGCCCGCACGACAAUCCAUUUCUAUUGCGAGAAUAUGGAUUUGUGGCCCCGAAUAAUCCCUACGAUCAUGCCGUAUUGGAUUCAGCCUAUGAUGAGUUCCGUCUAGACAACGAGAAACCAGACAAUCUCGAAACUACAAACUCGUAUCUUGAGGCUGUUGGGUACCGAGGAGACUACACCGUUUCGGUAUCAGCACCAAUAUCGUAUCGGCUCCUGAUGGCGCUCAGACUUCGGUGUGCUCUUUGUUGCACUCAGAUCCCAAAGGAGCAAGUCAACGAGAUUUUCCUGAAAGUCGUAUAUGGUGAAUAUGACUGCAUAUCACCGGAAAAUGAGCGUAUGGCUAUAGGUGCUAUGCGUAGCAUUUUAGUAAUAGAAAAGGAUAGAGUACUCGAGGGGACAUUGAGGUUGCGGCAGGACGAACGUGUUCAAGCUCAACCUGUUAGAUCAAUUCUUGAAACAACAUUGAACUCUUUAGAUUCUAGUAUAACCGAAUGUGUAAAUUAUUUUUCUUAA